Micropterus salmoides (largemouth bass) is the source of this 2555-nucleotide messenger RNA. It is a transcript of the gene tktb, whose product is annotated as transketolase b. The coding region runs from base 1 to 1881 and encodes 626 amino acids. The record is from RefSeq and is a predicted model, not a curated record. NCBI's taxonomy places the organism in Eukaryota, Metazoa, Chordata, Actinopteri, Centrarchiformes, Centrarchidae. Gene Ontology annotation, molecular function: thiamine pyrophosphate binding; transketolase activity. The transcript is spliced from 14 exons.
AUGACUAGCUACCACAAGCCCGACGAGAAAACUCUGCAGGGGCUUAAAGACGUCGCUAACAAGCUCAGGAUCCACUCCAUUAAGGCAACAUGCGCCUCAAACUCUGGUCACCCCACAUCAUGCUGCAGUGCAGCAGAGCUCAUGUCUGUGCUCUUCUUCCACACCAUGCGCUAUAAAGCAGAUGACCCUCGCAACCAGUGCAAUGACCGCUUUGUGCUCUCAAAGGGUCAUGCUGCACCUGUCCUGUAUGCUGCCUGGGCAGAGGCAGGUUUCGUGAAGGAGUCUGAUCUGGUCAACCUGCGCAAGAUUGACUGUGACCUUGAGGGACACCCCACACCAAAACUGGAGUUUGUUGAUGUGGCUACAGGAUCUCUGGGACAGGGUCUCGGCGCUGCAUGUGGGAUGGCCUAUACUGGAAAACACUUUGACAAAUCAAGUUACCGUGUAUACUGCAUGAUGGGUGAUGGGGAGUGUUCAGAGGGCUCAGUUUGGGAGGCCAUGGCCUUUGCCUCCUACUACAAGCUGGAUAACUUGGUGGCAAUAAUUGAUGUCAACCGGCUCGGUCAGAGUGAGGCUGCACCCCUGAAGCACGACAUGGACAUCUACCGCAAGCGCUGUGAAGCGUUCGGGUGGAACACAUAUGUUGUGGAUGGACACGAUGUGGAGGAGCUGUGCAAAGCUUUCUGGCAAGCUCAGCAGGUCAAGGACAAACCCACUUGCAUUGUAGCAAAGACAUUUAAAGGCAAAGGACUCAAAAAUAUUGAGGAUCUUGACAACUGGCACGGAAAGCCCAUCCCCAAGGACAAGGUGGAUGAACUCCUCAAUGACCUGCAGGCUUUGAUCCAGGUCCCCAACAAAACCCUGUGCCCUGAGCUGCCCAAAGAUGACACAGCACCUGCAGACCUUAGUGUCAUUUCACUGCCAUCACCUCCAGAAUACAAAAAGGGAGAUAAGAUGGCAACAAGGCGCGCAUACGGCGUGGCACUGGCCAAGCUGGGCCAGGCAAGCAAGAGAGUGGUGGCCCUUGAUGGAGACACCAAAAACUCCACCUUCUCCGACAUCUUCAAGAAGGCCUUCCCUGAACGAUACAUUGAGUGCUUCAUCGCUGAACAGAACAUGGUAGGAGUGGCCAUUGGCUGUGCCACCCGUGACCGCACAGUUUCAUUUGCCAGCACGUUUGCUGCCUUCUUCUCCAGAGCCUAUGACCAGAUCCGUAUGGGAGCCAUCUCCCAGUCAAAUGUGAACCUGGUAGGGUCCCACUGUGGAGUCUCCAUCGGUGAGGAUGGUCCUUCCCAGAUGGCCCUAGAAGACUUGGCCAUGUUCCGUGCUAUUCCAACAUGCACUCUGUUUUACCCCAGUGAUGCAGUGUCCACAGAAAGAGCUGUUGAGCUAUCAGCCAACACAAAGGGUAUCUGUUUCAUCCGCACCAGUAGACCAGACACUGCAGUCCUUUACUCUCCAGAUGAGAAGUUUGAAGUGGGUGUAGCCAAGGUGGUGCGCCAGUCUGACAAUGAUAAGGUGACUGUGAUCGGAGCUGGUGUCACUCUGCAUGAAGCCCUUGCUGCCGCUGACAUGCUGGCCAGUGAAGGGAAGAACAUCCGUGUAAUUGACCCAUUCACCAUCAAGCCCCUGGAUGCCUCUACCAUUCUGGCCAGUGCAAGAGCCACAGGUGGACAGAUCAUCACUGUGGAGGACCACUACAAGGAGGGUGGUCUUGGCGAAGCAGUGCUGUCAGCAGUGGGACAGGAGCCUGGUAUUAUUGUGACCCGGCUGGCAGUGAGCGGCGUUCCUCGCAGUGGAAAGCCCCAAGAGCUGCUCGACAUCUUCGGCAUCAGCGCCAAGCACAUUGCCAGCGCCGUGCGUAAGACCUUUGCAAACUAAGAACUGCGCCUGGUUUCCCGCUUGUUGCUCUGUUGCAUCACAACCAACUUUCUACCCAACUUGCAGCUACCUGGCAUGAUCACGUGAAGACCUGUGAACUUCUGUGCCAUCUUGUGGUUUUGACUCGAGUGCAGUGUGCUAACCCUGUAUUAGUAUCGCAGAUGGGGAGAGAUGGGAGUGCGGUGUUAAUAUUACUCCCCCCGUGUGCACCUUGUAGUACCCUCUUCUCCCGAUGGGGUCUAUUCUGCAACAUUCCUUUUUUUUUUUUUGGUUUGUAUACUUUUUGUCUUCAAAAUGGUGUUUUGCAUGUGGCUCAGACAGAAGCAUACCAGCGGCCUGUGCAGGUUCUGAUCCUCUAUGAACUGCGUUCCUACAUUCACUUCACAUUCCUGACCACCAUGCCUCAUGUCUUGUCACUGCUUUUUCUAAGCACUGUUACUGUUCAUCCAUAAAUCUGUUCUAGAUCAUUUUUGUAGUUGUCAGCUUUUAGUUCUGGUAGAGAAUUCUCUUCAGACCCAGUGAGAGAAGUUAAACCUAUGUAGUUAUGAACUGUUUGCGCAUUCCUCUUAAUGAUUCCUGGCCACAUGAGCAUCAUAUACUGUUACUGGUGUUCCAGGUCACCAGUGUAAUCCUGUCAUAGCUGUGUUGUGCUGAAUUAAAUGAUUAACACAGUG